AUGGGCAAGAAGAAGAGAAAGCAACCCAACGUCGAGGAGCUCCUGUCGCGUCCGUGGUGCUACUACUGCGAGAGAGAUUUCGAGGACUUGAAGCUGUUGAUCUCACAUCAGAAGGCCAAGCACUUCAAAUGUGACCGCUGCGGUAGGAGGCUCAACACUGCCGGAGGUCUAUCCGUGCACAUGAACCAGGUCCACAAAGAGUCCCUGUCCCUCGUCGAGAAUGCCCUUCCCAACCGCCAAGGCCUCGAGGUCGAGAUCUUUGGCAUGGAGGGUAUUCCCGAGGACGUAGUCCAGCAACACAACCAGCGCCUCAUCCAGAACUUCUACCAGGCCCAGGCCGACCGGUACGCCGCGACGGGCAACCCUCCCGCCGGCCAGAAUGGCAACGGCCCUGUGAAAAAGAUCAAGAUCGAGACGGCAGAGGAGAUCAAGAAGCGACUAGCCGAGCAUCGCGCGAGAGUGAAGAAUGGAGGCCUGGCUGCCAAUCCCACUCCGCCAAUGGGCGUACCCGACGGCCAGAGCCCUGGACAGUCUAACUCUCCCUUCCCACCGCCCGGUGGCCAGUAUCCACCCGGCUAUCCUGCACAAGGCGUUCCUGGCUUCACUCCGCCGCCGCAAUAUCCCCAGGGCGGAUUCAAUUACCCUCCUGGAAACCUUCCGUCGCGGCCAGGUGGCAACCUCCCGGCGCCAACUGGCUUGCCGCCACGUCCUGGCCAGCCUGGAUUCCCCAGCACGGUGGAUGAGCUCGUCGCAGGCGCGUCGAGGCAAGGGGACGAGAUCGAGGAGCUGAUCAGGAGGGCCGAGCUCGGAAUUCCGCCCCCGAAGAAGCCCGACUCAGCUACACCUACCGCUGGUGAGGCUGCGGCCGGGGAGGAGAAGAAGGGAAAGAAGGACAAGGACAAGAACGUCAAGAUGAUCUACGACGAUGAGCUGAGUCCGGAGGAGAGGAUGGCGCUGAUGCCGAAAUAUGCCUACGUGCCGACUGCGGCUUGA
Messenger RNA from Neoarthrinium moseri, 993 nucleotides. RefSeq lists its product as uncharacterized. The transcript has 3 exons. NCBI's taxonomy places the organism in Eukaryota, Fungi, Ascomycota, Sordariomycetes, Amphisphaeriales, Apiosporaceae. Bases 1 to 993 code for a protein of 330 amino acids. Gene Ontology annotation, molecular function: DNA binding. The record is from RefSeq and is a predicted model, not a curated record. Gene Ontology annotation, cellular component: nucleus.